GCUGCCAUUCAGCAGAACUACCGUCAGCUCAUUGUUAUGCAGGCCGAGUGAGGCAGAGGCGGACUGGGAGGCGGACUGGCGCUCAGGGCCGGGGAGCUUGCUCGUCUGUCGGGAGGAGGGGAGGCAGAGCCCGGCUCUCUGGACGGAUCUGUAGCGGGCGUGAAGGCAUGUUGCUAAUCGGCUCAGUAAUGAGGAGCGGUACUGGACGGCACAGAAUAUCUGACCCCGAUCGCUGUUUGUGAGGGGGAGAGGGGGAGAGAGAGAAAGUGAGCAGCAUGAGAAAAAGAGGUGGAGGCAGAUUUGGAGCCCGCAACAACCCCCACCACCUCGGAGAGAGGGAGAGUAGCCCCACACAAGAAAAGAGGGGCUUCAUUAACCAACAGGAAGCGUUUAUGGUGCCCGACAAUGUGCCAGAUGAGAGGUGAUUCCAGCUCUUUGUGAAUUAGAUCAUCCAGAACGUUACACAGGAGAAAAGCCAUAAUUGCUUGGGGGGGAAAGCGUGAUUGAGGAACAAUGUCUCGAACUGAAGAAGUCAACAAGAUGACCGAAAAUGUGUACAAGGGGAUUCUGGACCAGUUUAACCCCAGCUUGAAGAACUUUGUGACAAUGGGGAAGCACUACGAGAAAGCCCUGACAGGAGUGACGGUGGCUGCUAAAGGCUACUUCGAUGCUCUGGUCAAACUUGGAGAGCUGGCCAGUGACAGCCAAGGCUCCAAGGAGCUGGGAGACACGCUGUUUCAGAUGGCCGAGGUCCACAGGCAGAUCCAGGUGCAGCUGGAAGAUGUGCUGAAGUUGUUUCACUCUGAGCUGCUUGCACAGUUAGAACAGAAGCUGGAGCUGGACAUCAAAUAUCUCACGGCAACGCUUAAGAAAUAUCAGAGUGAGCGAAGAUCCAAAACGGAGUCGAUCGAACGCUGCCAGUCUCAGCUGAAGAAGCUCCGGAGGAAGAGUCAGGGCAGUCGUCAUCCAAACAAGUACGGAGACCGGGAGAUGCAGUUUGUGGAGUUAAUGAGUCGUCGCCAGGGCGAGCUGGACGCUCUGGUUGCUACGGGUUUCAGGUCAGCACUCACUGAGGAGAGAAGACGCUACUGUUUCCUGGUGGACAGACAGUGCUGUGUCACCAAGCUGCUCAUCAACUACCACUCCAAGGUGAGGGAGCUUCUGUCUCAGAAACUGUCGUCGUGGCAGCAGUCGUGUUCUCAGCCCACCAAACUCCCGGAGCGAGCUCUCAAUCUGAUGCGCCACACGGCGCCUCAAAGUUCAGGGGCCACCGGGGUUGCCGAGGUCCUGCGUAACGCCAAGAUUGGUGCUGCUCAGCCAGAACAGAGGCUGUCUGUCCAGGAAGUCCAACCUCUCUUAAAUGGAGACUCCAGUCGCUCGCAGCAGCAGCAGUGCUCACUGCCCUCCUCCUCCUCCUCCCAGAGUGACACUGGACCCCCGCAGGGCUCCCCUGUGACUAGCUCAUCAUCCUCUGCAGGUGGAGCUGCUGGGGGAUCCUCUCAAGGUGCUUCUCCUCAGCACACCACUUCUGCUGUGGACGCAGACACCAGCAGCAGCGUCAGUCCCACCACAUCCAGCGGUUCUGCCCAGCAAAGCUCCUCCCACUUGGUCACCAACACCUCUAAUCUCUCGCCCUGCCUCAUCCCCUCCACUGUGAUGUCUCUCAGUCAGGUGUCCCCCACAAGCAGUAUGACCCUGGCCAUCCCCCACAGUGCCCCUCACAGUCCCCCACUCCCUCACAGCGCCCCACUUUCCAGAGCUCUGACUCCUGUGCAGCUGCUCCACCAGCAGAUGGGGCUGGAAGGAUCCAGCGCUUCAUCUCAUCCCUGGCUGCUGAAGUCUGCAGAGAUGUGUGCCACUGCUACGCUGCCACUGCCCAGGAGGCCGGUCAGUGAGAUGAGGCUGGGCUUCCAGGGUUCGAGUCUUCCCAGGAUAAUGGGUUUGUCCGGACCUUCUCGUGUGGAGGCCAUGUUUGCUCACUCACCUGGAGCGUCCGAGGGCAGAGCAGCAACAGGAGGAGGAGCUUGCUUAUUAUCCUUCCUGCCUGGUGACAUCAUUACCCUGCUCAUUUCUGAGCCCAGAGACGGCUGGCACUAUGGUCAAAAUGAUCGAACUGGAAGGAAAGGCUGGUUCCCCUUCUCUUACACUCAACCACAGCAUAAGACGGAGAACAUGGACAGCCCUCCGCUGCUGUCAAAAGCCAACAGCACCAGUAUGAGCAAGCUGGACAAACUGGUGUCGACUGUUCCCGAGCUGACACCAGAGUCUGAAGAGGAGCACAUGCUCCCCCCACAGAGGGUCAGCACCUUCCGGCCCCGCCCAUACAGCAUGGCCGACACCAACAAGAUCUCUGCAGAACUGGUUUCCGCUCCUCCCUCGCCGACAAGACCGAACCCAUUCGCUCACAUUCGCCUCAGAAGAACUGUCACCAAUGACCGCUCUGCUCCCAUCAUUGAGUGAGCGACCCUCCGUGCUGUCCGCUGCACCUCAGGUCCUCUCGUGAAAGCAACGCACAAUGUCGUCCGAACUGAAAAAUCCCUGAUGGCUUGUAUAAUGAGAGGAUCAAAGUUUAAUAUCAAUGAUCAUUAUGUUUGUUUAAGGCGGAAGCUUUGUUGUUAGGAGUGAAUUGUUGGCUCAAACUAAAUCAGUUUGUUAAAGAGAUUAAUUAGCUUUUAAUUCUGGCUGCAAUAUAACAGGACUAACAAGUGUGGCCUUUGUUUGGUGCAAUGUCUCUUCUUAAAUGCCAUUUCAGUGCUGUAGCUAAAAUUAGAUCACAACUUUGUCAAUUCUCUCCUAACAGAAACACAGUUGUCUCAGAUGAUGGGUUGUUGUUUCUGCGCUGUUUGUGUUGUUAUAGAAAAGCUUUUUGUGCUUCAAGGUUCUAUGUCAAAGUGUAGUGAUUUGUUUUGGUCAAGUGACACGCUUUUGUGCUUGUGUUCUACUGUGAAUUAAUGAAUCUUAUUAACUGCUGCUGCAAUAUUUAAGUUUGGAAAAGGAGUUUGAUGUACAGGAGAACAGAACUUUCACAGCUUCAUAUCUUCAGCCUUUCCCAGGAAAGUCCUGGUCUGCAGGCCACAUCCAGUUUUAGGAAACUACCCUUCCCACUCCCACAAUAUGCAAUGCAAUGGUUUUCAGUUGAAGCUCGUAUUACAAGCCUAAAAAGACCUAAAGUAACAUAUUGACUCACCUACACUCAAAAAGUUGAAGGUAAAGAUGAGAGGUUGACGGCUCAGCAAGAAUGGCGAGAGUGACUGUGUGUUUGGCAUCGUCUAUAAAGUUUGAUACUGUGGCUUUUGAAGAGCUUUAUCACAAAUUUGGCUUGAGGUGAGUCAUGUAAAAACUAGUUAAAUUUAGGAUCCCUUGAUGGAAAGGAAAACUAAAAAAUUUACAAAUUUCUCGUAGCUUUAAACCUCAUUAAAUAAAUAAAAAAUGAACACUGACUAAUGGAAAAUAGCUUGAGUGAAGAGAACUAUAGCAUUCAUUAGCGACACCUUAAGUGCACCGUAGCCUUAAAACUUAGCUGUAUGAAGGUGUCAUGCUUUUUGGUCGACCCCUGAGCUACACAAAAACCAAUCCCAUGUGUUUCUGUGAUUGCCAUAUGAAGGAAGGAUUGUUGAUUGAGCAGAGGGUUUAUUGCAAGUUUCGGAGGUUAAAAAAAAAGAAUGUUUCACUGUUUGAUGUUCAGGCUUUGUUUUGAAAUUCAGUUAACCCCAAAUUGUAAGACCAUUGUAGAUUAUCCCAGCUGUGCUAGAUUGACUGGGGCAUGGAAGAUGGUGUGAACGAUGACGUGAGUUGAGUUUAUUUAGAAAGAGAUGAUGAAAGUGGAGGACGGAGAAUGAAGAAGGUUGAGCAGAGUUUUGGUCAGUUGUGUUUUCAGAAAUCUAAUGUUUGAUUUUGCCUAUUUGUUGCCACCCUGCUGGAAAAAAGACCUUUCUAACAUGGUAUCUGUGAGCAGAGGUUAAUAAACCUGCCAGAACUA
This is a messenger RNA of Synchiropus splendidus (mandarinfish), 3979 nucleotides long. RefSeq lists its product as uncharacterized. The transcript has 15 exons. NCBI's taxonomy places the organism in Eukaryota, Metazoa, Chordata, Actinopteri, Syngnathiformes, Callionymidae. Gene Ontology annotation, biological process: actin filament bundle assembly; actin crosslink formation; positive regulation of actin filament polymerization. The record is from RefSeq and is a predicted model, not a curated record. Gene Ontology annotation, molecular function: protein binding; cytoskeletal adaptor activity. Gene Ontology annotation, cellular component: nucleoplasm; cytosol. Bases 514 to 2460 code for a protein of 648 amino acids.